AUGUACUUCAUCUGGGUCCGUGAUACGCUUACAAUUUCGACAGCUUGCCUGAACGCGAAAGAUGCCAAGCGGUCCGCUAACGAGAGAUGGCGCGAUAUUCUGGAGGAACUCAACAGGCUGAAGCCACCCCCUGCAUCAUCUUGCUCCAAAACGAGCACUACCAGGUCGACAGGUAACGCAGGGACAACAGGAUCUACUACGACGAGGCAAUCACGUCCCCCUCCACCGACCCAAGCAAAGAAGAGCAACCUUAUUUUGUGCAGUGACGAUGAAAUGGAUGACGACGAUGAUGACUAUUCAGAUGGAGGAUUUGAUGACGACGACGACUGGGAUCCGUCAGCAGUAAAAACAGCAUCUCAACCCCCCGCUGUAUCGGAACGAGAAGCGGCAUUUACCAGAGAAAUGGGAAAACGGUAUGCAGAAGAGUCCGAAAGCGGUACUUCAGAUGAUGCAAAGUUUCGCGCUGCGAUCAGAAGCUUGUUCACCCCGACGGACGAAUUGUGUGCUGGUAUAAAUCGAUUAAGAGGAUCGCUGAAGUAUCGCGGGGCUGAGCACACAAGGAUCGUGCCUAAUGUCGCGGCAAACAUUAGGAUGGAGCGCUUGCGCGAAGGCAUCUUCGAAGUUCUCGUUGAUGUCAAUGAUGUCAUUCGCUUCAAGGCGUCGAAAACGGCAAAGCCUGAUGCGUGCAAUGCAGCGGUUGAUGGUAUGCUAGGCAAGCUGAAUAGGAUCCGAUCGAUCUGGGCCCAGCUGUUGCAUUUUUUGGACAACAAAUCUCUGGCAAACGUUUCGCAUGUGGAUUCCUUCCAAGCGCUAAAGUUAUCGGGCAUCGCUAGUGUACGUUGCUUUCUUUGUGCCGGUUGA
Messenger RNA from Phytophthora sojae, 861 nucleotides. RefSeq lists its product as hypothetical. Bases 1 to 861 code for a protein of 286 amino acids. The record is from RefSeq and is a predicted model, not a curated record. NCBI's taxonomy places the organism in Eukaryota, Oomycota, Peronosporomycetes, Peronosporales, Peronosporaceae. The transcript has a single exon.